Aspergillus sclerotioniger CBS 115572 is the source of this 873-nucleotide messenger RNA. RefSeq names its product RTA1 domain-containing protein. The transcript is spliced from 3 exons. Gene Ontology annotation, cellular component: fungal-type vacuole; plasma membrane. Bases 1 to 873 code for a protein of 290 amino acids. The record is from RefSeq and is a predicted model, not a curated record. Lineage: Eukaryota; Fungi; Ascomycota; Eurotiomycetes; Eurotiales; Aspergillaceae.
AUGAGCGCCCUCACCUGCACGCACGUCACGCCCGAAUGCCCUGUCACAUCCACCACAUACGGAUACUACCCCAACCUCGGCGGCAACAUCUUCUUCACCGUCUUCUUCGGCAUCUGCGGAACCUUCCAACUCGGACUAGGGAUCUACUUCCGAUGCUGGACCAUGAUGACGGCCAUGGUAAUCGGCGCCUUCAUGGAACUAGCCGGCUACAUCGGACGAAUUCUCAUGAACCACAACCCCUGGAACGAAGGCGCCUUCAAACUGCAAAUCGUCUGUCUCGUACUCGCGCCCACCUUCAUCGCCGCCGGAAUCUACCUCACCCUGAAACACGUCAUCCUCUCCCUCGGCCCUCAAUACUCGCGUCUCAAACCCCAACUCUUCACCUGGAUCUUCAUCAGCUGUGACGUCGGAUCCCUCAUCCUCCAAGCCGCGGGCGGCGGCGUCGCCGCUGCAGCAGGCAGCGCUAACCAAUCCCUCCUCAAAGUCGGCGACGAUAUCAUGGUCGCGGGUAUUGCCUUCCAGGUUGGAACGAUGACUGUUUGCGGGUUACUAGCAUUGGACUUUUUUGUUCGCGUGGUGAGAAAGGGACCUGGUUUAUCCGGCGAGAAGUUCGAUAAUGAGGCUACGAAUGGACGGAAGAAUAUUCGUUUGGUCAUUGUGGCGGGUAUUGUGGCUUAUUUUACCGUGCUGAUUAGGUGUAUUUAUCGUAUUCCGGAAAUGGCGGGUGGAUGGGGAAAUCCGCUCAUGCAGAAGGAGAACGAAUUUUUGGUCCUGGAUGGGAUGAUGAUGGCUCUGGCCGUGAGCUUGCUUACUAUCUUCUACCCAGGACUGUUCCUCCCGUCGAUCCGGAAGGGGGUCAAGAACAAGGCCUGA